Messenger RNA from Salvelinus namaycush (lake trout), 1651 nucleotides. RefSeq names its product cytochrome b reductase 1. NCBI's taxonomy places the organism in Eukaryota, Metazoa, Chordata, Actinopteri, Salmoniformes, Salmonidae. Gene Ontology annotation, cellular component: lysosomal membrane. The transcript has 3 exons. Gene Ontology annotation, molecular function: oxidoreductase activity. The record is from RefSeq and is a predicted model, not a curated record. Bases 840 to 1442 code for a protein of 200 amino acids.
UUUGAGAUGGGUAUUCUACUUCAAGGAAGGUUUAGCAUGGGAUGGAGGAUUUGCGGAAUUCAAUUGGCACCCUGUUUUAAUCGUUACCGGGUUCAUUUUUAUGCAGGGAAUUGGUGAGAAGUUUGUUUUUCUCUCUUCUGUACAUAACGUUACAUAAUUCAGUCAAAUCUGAAGCGAUGGAUGUCUGUCAAUACAUAAAAAAAGUUAAGUUAUUUCAACAAGUAGUGAAGUUUGGGAAUGAAUCAAUCUUGGAACAGAUUAGUAUGCUAUGCAAGGCUGUAAUGUCAGGGGCUAACGUUACUGUUAUUGAACGAAAUAUACAUUGUUAUGAAACGUGUCAAUGUUUAGUAGAAAUAGCCUGUUAUCGACUUUUUUUGCUAACAAAUGUUAGGUGCUCUAUGGUAAUUUGUUACCCUGAUGCAUUUCGGAGUAAAGUUACUGACUGAGUAGCCUAAAACAAUAGCACCCUUUGAUAAUUUACAAAAGUACAUUCCAGAAUCAUUUGCAUUAUUUCACGUGAAGUACCUCCUUUAGUGUAGCCUAAUUAACUUGAAUGACACAGCAACUUUGAUUGGUAUGCACUUACAUUAGUUAAAAAGAAGUAUUAGUUAAAAAGAAGUAUAGAAGUAUACCUCAUAGCGAUUCUGUCAAAACAGGAUUUUGCAAAAUUUGGUAUUUAUAGCAGGAAUUGCUCAUCCCUGAGGGUGCAUUAUUCCCAUUCAAUUACGGUGAAGUGAAUGCAUUUUCAUGAUUAAUAAAUUGAAUAAGUGUUGUUUUUUUCCUCUGUUUCAGCCAUUGUGGUGUAUAGGUUGCCAUGGACCUGGAAGUGCAGCAAGUUAAUGAUGAAGUUUAUUCAUGCUGGCUUAAACAUAUUGGCCUUCAUUUUCGUUGUCAUAUCUCUGGUAGCAGUAUUUGACUUCCACAAUGCACAAAACAUCCCCAACAUGUAUAGCCUGCACAGCUGGGUGGGGCUAGCAGCGGUGAUACUAUAUUCACUACAGCUUGUUCUGGGAGUGUGUAUAUACUUGAUACCCAUCACCCCGAUAUACCUGAGAGCAGCAUUUAUGCCCCUGCACGUCUACAGUGGCCUGUUCAUCUUUGCCAGUGUCAUAGCCACAGCACUCAUGGGCAUCACAGAGAAGCUCAUUUUUGGCCUGAAAUAUCCCAAGUACAAGGAUUCUCCCCCAGAGGCCAACUUUGUGAAUGUGCUGGGAGUACUAAUAGUAGUUUUUGGCGCAAUAAUUCUCUGGAUCGCUACUCGCCCCUCUUGGAAACGCCCCAGUGAGCAGGUCCUGCGCUCCCUGCCAACUUACAGGGAUGGGUCAGCUGGCACCAAAAUGGGCACUGCCCUCUCACAACAAACUGACCUGAUUGACCCCGAAGGCAAUGGAGAUGCCAGGAGAAGGAGUGGUAAAUUGGAGGACUCAGGACAGGUCAACUGAGUAACAUGAAAACCAACUGCUGGUUCUGUGUAUUUGUUGAUGCUUUAAAAAGUUGCAUGGAUCUACUGUUCUGGCAGUCCCAAAGCAAAUGUAAACCUUUGUUCCAAAUAGCACCUUGAGGAAUUGUUCCCAACCAUUCCAGAAUGUUGACCUUUAAGCAGUUUUUUAUUUUGUAAUUUUUUACAAAUAAAUUACACAGCUCAAUUUGA